AUGAAGCGUAAACAGUCACUGGCAUCGUCCGACGAUGAUCCCCUUCAGGUCGAAGAGUCAACGCCACGAAAGCGGAGAGCAUCUCCAGAUGAUCCUGAAACACCACAAACGAGCACACCAUUGUCUCGGUUGCGAAGUCGCUCUAAGCCCAACCAUGGCCACCCUCCGGUCGACUCGCCCACCCCUAAGCCUAAAAGGAAACCGGUCUUUUCGACACCUAACAAAACCUCAAAAUCUCGCGGUAUAGCCAGUGAUACCCCUUCAAGAAUCAAGAAUGCCGAUCGUUCUGCCAAAAAAAAAAGUGCGGCAAUCCUUUUCAAUCCAAAUGAAGACGACUUGUGGAAUGGCGGGGAGAAGUUGGCGCGUGAGAUAUGGGAUAUCGAGGAGGAGACUGAAGGUGAAGACGAGAUCAACGGGAUUCUGGAUACAAACGAGGUCCCCGAGGCGGCAAAGGAUGGCUUAAACAAGUCCACCGGUGCACCAGGGUGCAACAGACAACCCAGAACGCGGGCCAGGCGACGAACGCCGACCCCCGACGGUGACCUUCCGUCUCAUGAAAGAUACUUCUUCCAAAACCGCCCUGGGCCAAUGUUGACGUCGGAUAAUACUCUUUCCAAACUAACUUUGCUGACGCAUGAGGAAUAUUUUGACCAGUUGGAGAAACUGGAUGACCCACAGUCUAAAGAAAAGGAGGCUCUAGUCGACAUCCAUGAGCGAUCAUUCCCGCAAUGGAAUUUUGAAUUAAUUGAAGGGUUUAAUAUAUGCCUAUAUGGAUAUGGCUCUAAGCGAAAUCUUGUACAGCGAUUUGCAGGUUGGCUAUAUGAACGGUAUAGCGACCCUCCUACUAUUGUCGUGGUGAAUGGUUAUGCGACCAAUGUUACUCUCAGAUCUAUUCUUGCAACAAUAAUAAGCGCAGUCAUGGGUCCUGAGGCUCCAACAAAGCUCGGAACACAACUGUCUGAGGUCUUGGAUGUGUUGCAGUCCAAUCUCAACGUGAGACCGCCAAAGCAUCCAAUAACAGUCCUCAUAAACUCCAUAGAUGCGCCCCCGUUACGCCGUCAGGCCCAUCAGACUCUUCUAGCACGCCUUGCCAGCCUUCCUCAUAUCAAUAUUGUUGCUACCGCCGAUACACCUAAUUUUCUUCUCUUGUGGGAUAUCGGGCUCCGAGAUCAAUUUAAUUUCGCUUUUCAUGAUUGCACGACCUUUGCUCCAUAUGAUGCGGAGCUCAACGUUGUUGAUGAAGUCCACAGCCUCCUUGGCCGCAAAGUUCGCCGGAUAGGUGGAAAGCAAGGGGUCGGCUUUGUUCUCAAAAGUCUUCCAGAGAACACCCGGAAAUUAUAUCGUCUCCUUAUUACAGAGCUUCUCACUAUGCUAGGAGAUCAAAAUAUUUCAGAAGGCGAGGUGGACCAAGCGACCACUGACCCGCGUGAUAAAACUGGCAACGAGCGGAGGGAAACGGCGAUUGAAUGGCGCACGUUAUUCCACAAGGCUACUGAAGAAUUCAUCUCUUCCUCGGAACUGAUGUUCCGGACGCAACUUAAAGAAUUUUAUGACCACCAGAUGAUCAUCUCGCGGACAGACUCGAGUGGCGCGGAAAUGCUUGGAGUCCCUCUUUCUCAAGAGGAGAUGGAGAGUAUUCUAGAAGAUCUUGUCAUAGAGCAGUGA
Messenger RNA from Coccidioides immitis RS, 1665 nucleotides. RefSeq names its product origin recognition complex subunit 2. The coding region runs from base 1 to 1665 and encodes 554 amino acids. The record is from RefSeq and is a predicted model, not a curated record. Gene Ontology annotation, biological process: DNA replication. Gene Ontology annotation, cellular component: nucleus; nuclear origin of replication recognition complex. NCBI's taxonomy places the organism in Eukaryota, Fungi, Ascomycota, Eurotiomycetes, Onygenales, Onygenaceae. The transcript has a single exon. Gene Ontology annotation, molecular function: DNA replication origin binding.